AUACCUCAAGCGACUAAGGAAGCUCUCACCACCAUGGCCACGACUGCUGUCCUGCUCUUGCUCUCACUUUUGGCAGAAGGUGUGGUUUCCUCUGCUGUUGAGAAGCGCCUGGUGUCUGCAAAGCCCUGUGCUGCUACUGAGAGGCCGUAUCAUGCCCGGGUAGUGUACGAGACUCACGAUGGACACAGCUCCACAUGUGCUGGCACGCUCAUCCAUAUGCAAUGGGUGAUCACUGCAUCACACUGCUAUGGCGGGCCUGGCGGCAUUCUGACAGUGGAGCUUGGUGGACAUCCAAAUAACACUGAGAAAAAGUCACUGCGCAUUCAACACGCCAACGUCAUCAUUUAUUCCCCGACAGACGAGCCCAUCAUGUUGCUGAAGCUUCCAGAGGCUGUGAAAAGCAUUGUUCCGGCUGUAAUAAAGCCUGGACAUUGUGUUGUUCCAGAUGAUGGGGGGGAACUGGUGGUGUCUGGCCGUGGUGCCACUAAUGCUGAAGGAGGGUGAUUAUGGAUCCGGUGUUGUGAGGACAGAAAAGGUCACAAAAUCUUCUUUUAUCUUAUGGACCAAAGAAGAGCAGUCUGAGGUGUUCACUGGAGUUCUCAUCAGUGGAGAAGAGGCCUGUGAGGACAAUUUUGUGUUUGUUAACACCUGUGCCGAAAAAAUAAAAUCAUGGAUAGACAGUCUAUUAAAGAUAA
Molecule: messenger RNA, 695 nt
Organism: Astyanax mexicanus (Mexican tetra)
Lineage: Eukaryota; Metazoa; Chordata; Actinopteri; Characiformes; Acestrorhamphidae
Product: trypsin-like
Exons: 4
Coding region: 34-504 (156 amino acids)
Biological process (GO): proteolysis
Molecular function (GO): serine-type endopeptidase activity
Source: RefSeq, a predicted model, not a curated record